Molecule: messenger RNA, 744 nt
Organism: Ectocarpus siliculosus
Lineage: Eukaryota; Phaeophyceae; Ectocarpales; Ectocarpaceae
Source: the annotation of a GenBank genome assembly
AUGCGGUCGCCGGCUAGGCGCGUGCGUCGGAGCAGCAGCCACGGCCGUGCGGGAUGGACUUACGCUAGCGAUGGCAAAGGCCAAGUGCUUUGGUACUGUCCUCCUGAUGGCGGUAAGGACGACAGAUGCGGGAGUAAGCCCCAGCUCAUCAGGUAUUGGGCGCAAAGUGGCAGCAAACCUCCCAAGGACGAUCAAUUCACCUUCAAGACGGUUGAUGCCCCCCUUCACUGGAAGAAGAUCGAGGUCAACAGCGACGGGGAAGAGGAGGACGAGCAAGAAGACCAGCCGAGGAGAAGCAAUGGUGCCAGCGUUGGUGGCGGGGGGGAUGAGAACUGCCAUAUUGAAGGAACCGGCGGAUCCGAUAGCUCGGUCGAAGGACUGAGUGGCUCAUCGCCCGCCAGCAAGGCUCGUCGAGGAAGGUCGCAGGAUACAGGGACCCAGCAGACGGGAAUUCCAAUGGCAGGGGGGGGGUCCCCCGAUGAGGACGCCGACUCCCCUUGGCCAAGUGCUGUCGUUGAGGAAGAAAUGGAGGGUGAGGUUACCAGCAAAGAGAAAGAGGACGAUAGUGAUCAGGAUUCCAGCGAGGAAGAAGAGGAAGAUGAUGAUGGUGUGAAGCCCCUGCCGUACGGCGACACGCAGGAAGAAGACCAGCCUUCGGCCGCGCCGCGGGACGACGGCGGGGCGGGGCCCACCGCCGUGCUCGACGAGGACCGAGCUGAGGAGGAAAAGCGACGGCGGCGGUAG